Messenger RNA from Oncorhynchus tshawytscha (Chinook salmon), 4690 nucleotides. RefSeq names its product cyclin-dependent kinase 18. The record is from RefSeq and is a predicted model, not a curated record. The transcript has 18 exons. Gene Ontology annotation, biological process: protein phosphorylation. Gene Ontology annotation, cellular component: cytoplasm; nucleus. Bases 652 to 2082 code for a protein of 476 amino acids. Gene Ontology annotation, molecular function: protein kinase activity; ATP binding. NCBI's taxonomy places the organism in Eukaryota, Metazoa, Chordata, Actinopteri, Salmoniformes, Salmonidae.
CUCUUUUCCUCUGGGGAUUUUCUCUUCAGGUUUUCUUUUUCCUUUUUUCAGGCAGCGGAGUGAUUGCAUGCAGGAGGACAGAGGGUUUGAGUCGUGCGCUGUCAGAGGGGAAGACUGGAGUUGUUGUCUCUCUCUACCAUUCUCUCUCUGUUUCUCGCUCUGGUCUGCGUCUUCAGCCUGCUCCGUCAGAAUAACAUUAAGGCACACAGACACACCUGGGAAGUCUUUGGACACCGUGAACAGAAGGAGAGCGGCUUCUGUUUCCUUUAGCAGACAACCUCUUCACUCCUAAUUCCUAGAAUGGACAAAGGCCAUCAAACCAUGUCAAUGGAAACCCAAUAUGGCUGAGGUGGUAUUCAGGAUUGUGAUGCAUACUUGCCAUGGGACAUUGAACAUCUAUUUCAAUUUUCUCAUCCUCUCUUUUUCCAAGGAAAUAUCUGUCUGCGUGUGACUGUUGUCUCCUCUCUGGUGACCAGAGUGAUCUGAGAUUAGCGUCAACAACAGCCAGGGAACACCACACACAGAGUCUGCAUCUUUGUCUCUCUGUUCCUGACCUCAACCAAAGACCACAAACCAAUCACUGGCUGUUCUGUUUGGUGUGGAAGGGCAUCCAGUGCACAUUAGGUACUGCUCCUCUGCAACAUUAACAAGAUGAAGAACUUUAAGCGACGUUUCUCUCUGUCCGUCCCUCGCACCGAAACCAUAGAGGAGAACGAGUUCACCGAGCAAAUCAACCAGCUCAACAUCCAACACACUCAGGCACUGACUCCAGACAGCCUGACCCUGCCGUCGCUGCACCCUGAGGCCAGUCCCAGUCCAGUGAGCCCUGAGCCAGCCACGCCCGGAGCACAGUCCCCCUCCCAGCUCCAGUACCGCAGCAAAGCACCCCACCGACACUUCUCUAUGGUGGAUGUGAGUAAGCGUAUGUCUCUGCCCAUGGACAUCAGCCUGCCUCCAGAGAUCCUCAAAAAGCUGCAGAUGCAGAGAGAAAUGGAGAAUGAGAACAACUCUCCUCCCUGCAAACCCCUCAGCCGCAUGUCCCGACGGGCUUCACUGUCUGACAUUGGCUUUGGAAAGCUGGAGACGUACGUGAAACUGGGAAAACUGGGAGAGGGGACAUAUGCCACGGUGUUUAAGGGGCGGAGCAAACUGACGGAAAACCUGGUGGCGCUGAAAGAGAUUAGGUUAGAGCACGAGGAGGGAGCGCCCUGUACAGCUAUCAGGGAAGUGUCUCUACUGAAGAACCUAAAACAUGCCAACAUUGUCACGCUGCAUGACAUCAUACACACAGAACGCUCCCUCACUCUAGUCUUUGAGUACCUGGACAGUGAUCUGAAACAGUACCUGGAGAACUGUGGAAACCUCAUGUGCAUGAACAAUGUCAAGAUCUUUAUGUUCCAGUUGUUACGUGGUCUGUCCUACUGCCAUAAGAGGAAGAUCCUUCACAGAGACCUCAAACCUCAGAACCUGCUCAUCAAUGACAAGGGAGAGCUCAAACUAGCAGACUUCGGUCUGGCCCGGGCCAAGUCUGUGCCAACUAAGACCUACUCCAACGAGGUGGUGACUCUAUGGUACCGCCCCCCUGAAGUACUGCUGGGUACCACAGAGUACUCUACACCCAUCGACAUGUGGGGCGUGGGAUGUAUUCUAUUUGAGAUGGCGACGGGUCGUCCCAUGUUCCCCGGCUCCACAGUGAAGGAGGAGCUGCACUUAGUCUUCAGACUCAUUGGUACACCAACCGAGGACAGCUGGCCAGGUAUCUCCAAUAAUGAUGAGUUCAGAUCCUACAUGUUCUCCCAGUACAGACCUCAACCACUCAUCAACCACGUGCCCAGGCUGGAUAGUGAGGGGAUUGACAUGCUUACUGCUCUACUCCUGUAUGACACUAGGACCAGAGUCUCGGCUGAAGCAUCUCUUAGACACCCCUACUUCCUCAGCCUGGGAGAGAACAUCCACAGCCUCGUAGACACCUCCUCAGUGUUUUCCCUCAGAGAGAUUCAACUGCAGAAAGACCCAGGCCACCGCAGCUCAGUGUUCCAGCCUCCAGGUCGAGGAAAGAACAGAAGACAGAGCAUAUUCUAAAGGAUGACCAGCCAGAGGGGUGCAGACCGGGAGAGUCUAUUCUAAGAAAGCCUCAAGGAGGAAUCGGAUUUGAAGACAAACACACACCAAUCCCCCCCAUACAAACACAAUACAAACAUGGAGGUCAUAUCCAGAGCCCUAUACUACGAAUGUAGUUUGAGGAGUUAGCGAGGUCUCCUCUGAGUUCAACUUGGGUAACUGGUACCACGAAAGUGUCUCACCUUUUAGCCAGGUACAUUUUUAUGUCAACUAACCCUUCAGAUCUAACCUGCUCUGUGCCAGUCUAACUAAAUGACAUUUAAGUGUCUGAGCCACGAGUUAAGGACCAAUGAAAUCAGAUUCCCUCUCCCUCAAAGAUUGCAUCAUCCACAUCAUUUGAGGAAGACAACUGAUUAAAUAUUUUAUUAGUCAAAUGUUUGCGUGUAAAAAAUCCUAAUGUUAAAAUACCUAUCACAUUUUAUUAAUGACAAAUGCAUUUGAAACAUCACACACAGUAAAAAUGUUGUAUGACUUUAUAAAAGUAUUUUAUUGAUGGAGUGGGGAGAAAAUGUGCUCAUGCAUUGAUAACCACACCAAAGAAAGAAAUCAAAACGUCACUUCUGAAAGUCGAUUUCAAAUAAUAUCCUGCUGAAUUUUGAUUUUGGCACAAAUGAAAAUGUGGCACUGACUUGCCCAUGAAUUGACGUUUCAACAUUGUCUCAAUGAAGAGUUUGGGGUUCGACUAGUCACAUGCACGCACAGUUACAAACCUGCUAGGGUUUAGCGGCAGGCGGACGAGCAAUAUCCACCGUUGUAGAACGGUUGAAGCCCGAGCUGGAAUUGGAAGCUAGCUUCAAAAAACACUGAGUAGAUAGAUCUAGUUUGCAUCAUAGUAUACCCCUCUGGUCAACCUCAAAGGUCUUUCCUGGUUAAAUAAAAGUUAGAUGAACAAACAUAUCUGAUCCCCUCACGCUCCCGACAACAGAGAAUGGAUACAGACAGGGUUUCUGAGAAUGAGCUUGCACUGCACCUCAAAAGGUUUGGAGAUUAGGUCCCUCACUCCAUACAGAUCCUAUUAAAUUGCUAAAAGGAGCUAUGUCAUAAACCCUCAAAGUUCCAGAAUGGGAUGAUAAUGGCAGCUAUUUUGGUCAGGGAGAAAUCCAAAACAGUCUAAUUGGAAUGAAUGGCAGUAGAGGCAUAAUCUUGAUUUUACUUAUGCAAGAAAAUAAAAGACGUGGUUUAGCAGAAAUUGUGUAAAACAUUGUCAUAUAAUUAUACCGUUUAUGGGGAUUUUUAAAAAACCAUUUCUCUAUAAAUAGCCUAUAGAAUGAAUAUAUAUUAUAUAAACAGACAAUAAAUGUCUAAAUUAUUGAUUCCUUCAAAAGCUAUAUGUGUUAUGAUACAAAAUCAGUACUUGUUGCAUUUGCAACUUGUCAGGGUAUGGCUAUUGAUUGACAGCAUUGUUUGUAUGGAAUGUUGGCAUAUUGGCAGUUAAUUUGACAAAAUAUUGGAAUCAUUCCACUUAAAAUGGUUGGCUAGUUAGAUAAACAUACUGUGCAGAUAAUCUUCAAAUUCAUUGUUUUACACUAUCUUAUCACAGAACUGGCUUAUCAACUCCCUUGCCAAAAUGGCUGACCUUUUAUACCAUCAUAAGAAGGUUAAUUUCCAUUCUCUGAUGCGCAGUCGGGCAUCAACCAUAAAAUGAAUGUUCAAAACAAUAGUGACGAAAUGUGCAACCCAUGAAUAUUAGCAUUCUACUGUCAUGUUAGUAACACUGGAUUCCCACUGCUGAUUCUGGGGACUGACCAGGAACUCUCUCCCAUUCUCCUACUCAGUAACCUCCCCUCAGCCCCAUGCAGACAUCCAAGCCAACCAAUCACUCUGCAUGUUUCACUGACCUCUUCUCUUUUCGCAAUUUCUACUUCUCCCUUUCCAUUCCUUCUGUCCAUGCCUACCGUGAAUCUGCUAAAAGCUGUCUGCCCAGCACUUUCACAUCUGAUGAAGUAAAGGAGACAAGGAAAAGAAGCCACUUUAGACUAAUGAGAUGCAGUUAGCUUUACCGCACAUGGGAGAAGAAGCCAAUACUCUUAUAGAGCUACCUUUCCAUGUGUCCUUUGCUUUCUCACCCCCAAACUGAAAGAAUUGAAGAGGUGAAAGCAAUAUGGUGGACACUGUCAGUGGUCAUGAAGGAAAGAAGGUGAGAGUGAAGCCAUGUAAAAUCGUUGGGAUCCACUGGGAGAGAUGGUGAUGUGUGUUACACUUUAAAACUUCCCCUCUCUUUUAGCAACCCAUGAGGCAGAAGUAUUAUUGUAUGUGUUUUGUGGUAAAUUAAGAUAUUUUAAGUACUGUAAUGAAAGGAAAUAUGUAUUUUAACAGAUGUUUUCAUGUUCUUUCUCAGUGAAUUUUAUGCCAGAUGAAACAAGAGAGGACUCUAUUAAAUGACUGUAGAUGUCUAAAUGUUUUAUAAAAGACAAGUAUAUUAAGAUUUUGUAUGAAAUGUGAUAUUCUUGUGUGAUUUGUUUACUGCGCUAUCAUUAAAACCAGAAACUGAAUGUAUUGUGACCGCCAAGAAGCCAAAAGUGAUCGAAUAAGAAAUAACAAAUAAAUGAAUACAUUAUAUCUCUCUGUA